AGAUAGAUACGACGACGUGAAGAAUAGUCGCUUGAAUCAAAUUUAAUUUAAAAUAACUUUCUAUGAAAACAUACAAUAAAAUCGAUGAACAAAGCAAAAAAAAAAAAUAAAAUAAUUAAAAAAGAUUUUCUUAAGGCAAAUACAAAAUACAAAAAUUACAUACACACAUUUUCGUUUGCCCACACAUAAUUUUAAGUCAAAAUUGUUGUGCGAAUCUCCUAACAUUAGUCUACAGCUGGCCGUUUAACGAAUCAAAUCAUAAAUCAACAGUUUUUGUAGUUUGUUGAAAUUUUUGUUUUAACUUAAAAAAAAAAAAAAAAUUGCGCGCAGUUAUUUAAUUAUAUAAGAAGCAGUUAUUAGGAAAAAUUAUUAUUAUAUCUGUUCUGUGAAGUGCUCAAAUAUAUAUUUCCAUACCAAUAUAAAGUAAAUUGAGUGCAUUUUUUUCAGUGCUAAAUAUAACCUUGGCAAACCUCUGUACAAAAAAUUAAUUAAACUAUCUAAAAAAAGGUUUAUAGAUACGUAAAUUGUUUUCAAUUUGUCUUGCGCCAUAAAAAACGAUAUAAUUAGCUCAAAAACUAUAUAUAUUCGAUUUGAAUUGUUUGCCGCCGGAAAAUAAUAAUUAAAUAGCUAUAACAAAACAAAAAAUUAAACAACAAUAUGGAGGUAGCAGAGCUUGAAACUGAAACUGGAGUUUCAAAAAGUUCUACUUCUGUGUCUGAAAGCUCCAAACAGCAAGUUAUUCAAAAUGGUGGGGAAUCAUCGAAUGCAACAGUUGAAAUUUCCAAGCCAGAAAACGAAGAAAAAACAACCAAGUCUGUCAAAAUCGAAGAUUGCCCCGAUGACAGUUCCGAUGGAGAAAAUAAUGUUACGACCAGUGUAGUUGUAACUGUCAAUAAAAAAAUCAUCGUUGAACAAAAAGAAAAAUCACCCGAAAAAAAUGACGAGGGCACAGACGAAGACGAAGAAAUUAUUGAAGAAAUCGUCGAAAGUGAAAGUGAAGUUGAAAGUAGCGAGAAGGUUUGUGUUGUUCAAAAACCAGUAGCGGAAGCAAAAACAGAGAUUCCAUCUACUAACAAUACACAACCUAAAGAUGAUCCAAUUAUUGAAACUAAAACCAACUCUGAAGGCACACCUGCCGUAUCAAAACCAGAGCCAGUAAUUGUAGUAGAAGAACCCCCUCAAAAACAAGAGACCAUCAUCCCCAUUACAAAAAACACUGACACUAUAAUACAAACAGCUCAACCAAUCACAAAAACAACAACGAAUGAAACAAAAACUGAUAUUGAAACAAUAACCGAAGUAACUCAAUCAAUAAAACUAUCACCCCAGCAGGUUAAAGUUGACAGCGACAUUGAGAGACCUACAGCACAGCCCGCCUUGGUUUCUGCUCCAGAAGCAGUGACAGCAGCGCCAUCUAUUCCCUCACAACAAUUACCAAUCGAUGGAACACAACAAAUACAACUUCAAGAGAAACAAAGACAGGAUAAUAUAAACAAUACGUUAAAGGAAAUAAUAUCAGAUAUCGAUCGUGUUAUCGAACAGGAAGAUGGCCAGCAGCAAAAACACAACUAUGAAGUUCAGCAAGAACAGAGAAGAAAAGAGCAACAGCGUCUUGAUGAGCAACAGCGUUUGGCACAACAACUUCAAUACCAACAGUACUUGAAUCAGCAACAACCUGAAUUCAUGCCACAACAAACUCCAUACUACCAAACGCAACCAGCGCUGCGCGGCCAGCAUCCUACUGUUGCAACGAAGACUGUUAGCAAUGAAGAAUCUCGGUCAGAAACUGGGUACGUGAAGAAAAACGAAAGUUAUGAAGUUGAGGAACACGAUGGAUUCCGAAUGGCACGAUCAAGUAAAACAACUGUACAAGAAAGCCAUAGUCCUAUGUACAUGACACAAAAGGAGCAAAGAUCAAUGUCAUUGCCGUAUUGGAAAAACCAAAACACAGAGGAGUCAUCAUCAACGAUUUCAAAAAGAGUCGAUUUGCAGAAAAUUUUCACACCAGCAACGGAUUGUGAAGAAAUUAUACCAAAGAAUCGAAAACUAUAUGCAUCGUCAGCGUUUUAUUCGCCAAAUCUUCAUCCGACUGUCGAGGAUCAGGUUGCACUGGCACGAAGGAUAUCGCAUUCGUUGAGUGACAUUAGCAACCAUACAUCGAAGGGUCAGUCAAUGUACGUAAAUCGAAAAAAGCGAUCCGUUAAAUGGGUUCACGAAGGUUCAGGAAAAGGUCAACCCGAUAUUCAGGAAUAUAAUGAAGAAUACAAGGAGAACGAGAAUAAUUAUAAUGAUAAAAAUCUUUUAAGAUUGGUCAUGAAUCCACGCGGUCAGGUACGAGAUUUAAAUUCAGUUCGCGAGCCGUUAAGUGAGACAGGUUUGUUGUCUCCUGAUCGGUGUGCUGAGUUAGUAACAGCACUGAAUGCUCCAAAAGGACGAGGUGCUGAACUUUUUGCAAAACGUCGCAGGAAAGCUGAAAAAUGGAUUGUGGAUGAAACCAACGCUGGUAUCGAGUCGCCAUCGGGUCUAAUAGAUCAUCAGCAGCAGCCGUACAAGCCAACAUCACCUGCGAGCAUGGUUCCAGCAUACUCUGAUGUAGGUAUUCAUCGUGUCCAACUGAACAUGCAACAGGAUAAAAUUCAAGACAAGUACAGUCAGCCAAGUUUGAAAAUAAUCAAAUCACCCUGGGAAGCCGCAUUGGAAACGGGAUCAGCUAGUAAUGCUUUUGAAGAGGUAAACAAACAUGGUGGACAAUAUCCUCAUUACGGGCAGUAUGAAUAUCAACAGACACCACACAAAUCAAUUACACCAACACCACUACAAGAUCAGCAAGGUUGCAAGGUUUAUCAGCCGAAAUCAUCGUCGUCUUCUAGUCAAAGGGAUCUAGCUUACAAACCCAAUAUACCACAGGGAUGGAAAGCGCCAGCAGUUGUUUUGCCUAAAGCUGUUUCUCCAUAUAACGAAAUAGCCAACUUUGUCGAAGCAACAACAAAAAUCGAGCAAGUUUCCAGUGCAGCAAAAAAAUGUGAAGAAAUUACACAAAAGGAUGAAGAUGAGAUUAUUCAUCUAAUGACAAAAACAAAAUUAAUAAUACCGAAACAAGAACAACAACAUAUGAAGACAGUUCCAUACGCUGAAAACGAUUAUGUGAGCUAUGACAGUGCUCUGCAACAGCUACAAAAUGUUCUUGAGGGUUGUGAAAAACGCGAGAUGGAGAUGUUGCAUGAACAGCAAAAACUUCAGCAGCAAAUAAAACCUGAAUAUCAGGUUGGAGAAAUGUUCUCCCAGCGAAAACAAUCGGUUUCUCCAGAUAAAGAGUACGAAAGCAACAAUGAAGUUGCGAUAAUUGAAAAACAAGAUGAAAAUGAAGAUUACGUCAAGGUUCCAGUAAAAGACCUGAUUUCGACGUUUGAACAGCAGGUGGUAGCGGAAAAAAUUGCUGCCGAGACCCAGAUAAUUAUUAAACCUAUCGCUAAAAAACCUAAAGUUAUGAAUAUACAGGAACAAAACGAGCCGGCAAAGCAGGGUGAGUACAAAGGACUCUUUAGACCAGUAGACACGGAAGAAGACCAUCAGCAAAAGACGACCGAAGAAGAAAAAGAAUCAUUCAAGUGCGAUACAGAUUUUCCACAACAGCAAAACGACGAAAAACAGCAAUGGCAGAAUAGCAAAGAACUGUAUGUGCCCAAGGAGAUACCCCUUGAGAGUUAUGCACCACCACCUCAAACAUCCCACUAUAUUCCGCCGAGUAGUGGUUUUCCCGUGUACCAACAUCCAUCUUCUAGCUUUGCAGCACCAAUUGAAAAUAAGCCAUAUUCCGGUUUCCCAUUGACCAAACCUGCAACAGAUCCUUACAAUCAGGUGCAACAACAGCAACAACAACAACAACAACAACACUCAUUUUCAAGAACACCACAACCGCAAAAGCAACAAUCGUGGACACCAACUUUAUCUUCAGCUCAUCCAAGCCCGGUAAGCUUCAAUCCUUCGCCGUUGCCCUACAAUAAAUUGGCCAAGUUCGAACAACCAGAUCCAUCACCGAUUCAAUCUUACCAAACACCAUAUCAGCAGCGUCCAUUGGAUGUCCCAACUUUGAAUAAGCCAGCAAACGUUUCACCUACAAUUUUUUCAAGCUCUCCCAUGAAAAGUCAUUACGUUACACAAACUUCACCUCGACCCCAAUCACAGCAGUUCCCUAGCCAGGAUUAUAAAUCCUAUAAUGCUGGGGGCUUCGUAAAUGAUAGAAUACCUAUGGUUUCAUCGGUCGAUUUAUCAAAUUGUCAAAAUUUUAAUAAUUCUGCUAGGGGUUGGGGUGGAGUAAAAAAACAUGAACCUUAUCGUCCAAUGGUAGUAACAGCUAAACCUGUUGGCAAUCUUCGCUAUUCAGAUUUUUAAAUGGCAAAGGCAACAAAACACAACUCUGGUGACUAUUAAAUACCUUAUAUACAUAUAUAUGAAUCUUGUUGUUUAUAAAUAUAAAAUUGUUUGUCUAUAUACGUAAAUAAAUCUUCAUAUUCUAAUAUAUCAAAUUAUUAUAAAUUA
Messenger RNA from Episyrphus balteatus (marmalade hoverfly), 4539 nucleotides. RefSeq lists its product as uncharacterized. The transcript has 12 exons. Gene Ontology annotation, biological process: positive regulation of actin filament bundle assembly. Lineage: Eukaryota; Metazoa; Arthropoda; Insecta; Diptera; Syrphidae. Gene Ontology annotation, molecular function: actin binding. The record is from RefSeq and is a predicted model, not a curated record. Bases 658 to 4392 code for a protein of 1244 amino acids. Gene Ontology annotation, cellular component: Z disc; nucleus; actin cytoskeleton.